UGUAGUGCUUUAAAAUACCAUGAACUGUACGCAGAUUUGACGACCACUGCUGAAAAUGUUCUUUCUCAACGGAAGGUUGCUGUUCAUGGGCUUGCACCGGAAACCGAGACGAUCAAGUUGAAACAGCGCUUCAUAACCUUUGGUAAGGUCGAAGACGCCACAAUUAUCCGUGACAAGUCGUCGGGCAAGUCUCUUGGCUUCGGAUAUGUUACGUUUGCCGAGUCCAAGGCUGCUCAGCAGGCAAUCCGGACGCUGAAGAUCAAAGUAGAUGGUAACUAUGUGAAGUACAAUCUCGCUGCGGAAGGUAAGAAAGCAUCUGCAGACCUCUCGCCCGAUCGAACGCUGAUGGUGCGUGCGCUCGCGAAAAAAACAUCAAACGACACUCUUUGGAAGGCCUUCGAGAAGUUUGGUGAAGUUGAGUCUACCCAUGUGGUACGGAAUCGCUCAACAAACGCGAGCAAAGGCUACGGCUUCGUAACUUUUCGCGAGAAGGCUGGAGCUGACAGUGCUUUGAAGACCCCAACGAUGAAGAUCGAUGUACGUCUCGUG
Phytophthora sojae is the source of this 549-nucleotide messenger RNA. RefSeq lists its product as hypothetical. NCBI's taxonomy places the organism in Eukaryota, Oomycota, Peronosporomycetes, Peronosporales, Peronosporaceae. The transcript is spliced from 2 exons. The record is from RefSeq and is a predicted model, not a curated record. Gene Ontology annotation, molecular function: RNA binding. The annotation marks the transcript as partial.